Amphibalanus amphitrite is the source of this 2913-nucleotide messenger RNA. RefSeq names its product rhophilin-2-like. The coding region runs from base 138 to 2228 and encodes 696 amino acids. Gene Ontology annotation, biological process: signal transduction; negative regulation of stress fiber assembly. Gene Ontology annotation, molecular function: protein binding. The transcript has 14 exons. Lineage: Eukaryota; Metazoa; Arthropoda; Thecostraca; Balanomorpha; Balanidae. The record is from RefSeq and is a predicted model, not a curated record.
GUGACGUCACACGUUGCCUGUUGAGCCGCGGCGGUUCGGCCGAGUGCGGCCGCCAGCCGAUCGGGCAGUGCGAGCGCGAGCGCUGAUGCGCGUGGGAGGGUGGGUGCGUGUGCGAUCAUCAUCCCAGUGUCGCCAAAAUGAGUGGUAUCCAAGACCGGUUCAACAGUGUGAUGAAAAGUUUUGCGAGGAAGGAGAAGCAGCCUGACACGGAGGUGGUGGCGGAUGAACCAAACGACAAGGAGAGCCACUUCAAACGCGUAAAGGGCUCUGACCCCCGCGCCGCCACGUGCCGGGGCAAGCUCCAGCACAAGCGGUCCAAGCUGAACCAGGACAUCAACAAACACCUGCUGCUGCGCCAGGGAGCCGAAAACCUGCUCAGAGCCGCGGAGAAUAAGAAGGUUCGCCAGGCGGUGGCUCUGGAGCUGAGUUUUGUCACCUCCAACCUGCAGUACCUUCGAGAAGAGCUGUCAGAUCUGAACAGCUCCGUCGAGAUCUACCAAGGCCAGGACAACAGUGGAACACCGUACAUUCCUAUGAUUCCGUUUGGACUGAAGGAGACGAAAUACAUCGACUUCGGAGACGCUUUCAAGGACUUCAUUCUCGAGCACUACAGUGAAGAUGCUGAGAAAUAUAUCGGCUCCAUUCAGGAUUUCACCGACAUUCGACAGGCGAUGCGCACCCCUCAGAGGAACCAGAACGGCCUAGCUCUGCUGUUUGAGUAUUACAACCAGCUCUACUUCAUCGAGAGACGCUUCUUUCCACCGGAUCGCAGCCUCGGCAUCCACUUCGAAUGGUACGACUCACUGACGGGCCUCCCCAGCUGUCAGCGUACAGUCGCCUUCGAGAAGGCCUCCGUGCUGUUCAACAUGGCGGCUCUGUACAGUCAGUUGGCAGCUCGCCAGGAGCGAGGAACCCAGGAGGGUCUGGACAGCGCUGUGGACAGCUACCUGAGGGCAGCAGGAAUCUAUAGGUACAUCCUGGAGAACUUCUCGAACGCUCCGAGCCGGGAUCUGGACGCCGAUGUACUGGACGUGUUGUCGAACUUGUUGCUGGCACAGGCCAAGGAGUGCCUGCUGGAGAAGCUGCUGCUCCCUCAGGAGAAGCUAGACCUGAGCGCUCAGCUCGACAUUGGCCAGGAGGCGGCCCAGGUUUCGGAGACCUACCACCGCCUGCGGGAGCAGAUGGCAGCACCGUCUGUUCAGGAGUCGCUGCCGCUCUCCUGGCAGCAGCUGAUCCACAUCAAGGAGGUCUACUACACCGCCCUAUCGCACCACCACUUCGGAGUCGGCCUUCUGGAGCACGAGGGGCCGCUGACCCGCCGGGUGGCCGACACCCUGCAGCUCUCCCAGCGGGACCGGGAGGGACAGCUGCUCAGCGUCGAGCACAAGGUGCCCAAGAACACGGCCCAGAAGGAGUACCUCGCCAAGUGUCACCUGCACGAGGCGAUCGUGUUGCACGAGGAGGCAAUGCGUCUGUACCGGAUGGCCCGGGAGCUGAAGAAGAGGGAGAUGCUGCACCACGUGCUGCGCCUGGGGCUGGACCUCAGUACCGAACAGUACACCCUGCUGCAGCGGGAGGACGACUUUGACGAGCCCGUUGAUCCGCCCGUCAUCACAGGCUCCUCCAAGUACCAGCUGUCGCUGCAGGCCCCGGACUUCAGUCGGUACCAGGUAGCGGACCUGUUCCGCAGCCUCGGCCCGGUCGAGGUGUUCUCGGCACACCACCACUGGUCCGCGCCCCGUGCUGUGCACAUCGAGAGGAGAGCCGGCGAGGGGCUCGGCUUCAGCGUCAAGAUGGAGGCGCCCGUUGUGGUGGUGGGAGUGGAGCCGGCCGGCCUGGCCGAGCGAGUCGGUCUGAAGGAGGGCGACUACAUCGCCGGCAUUGACGACGAGGAUCUGAAGUGGGCCAGCCACACGGAUGUGGUGGCUCACAUUCGGCGGGCCGGCUCCCAGUUUACGCUGCACAUCAUCACACCCAUGGAUAAGACGGAGCCGACCCCGGAGCCGCCGCGGCCACCGGCGCUGCCGCCGCUCUCCGACAAGACCUGGGGCUCGCUGUCCAGCUCUGGCGUCAGCUCCGGUGUCUCCAGCCGAAAACCCAGUCCAGCCAGCAGCCUGGCCAGCCAGAACAGCAAGGGCUCGGCCAAACGGCACUCGUGGAACCCGUUCAAGAAGGGGCCGCGCUCCGACCACCCGGAGCUGUACAGCAGCAACGUCGUGCUCCGGUGAGGCGCCGGUGCCGACGAAGAAGCAUCUGUACAUACGUCAUCGCCCAAUCGUUUGUGUGAGUGGCCGCGAGAGAAUGUGCCCGGCGGCUACUUUGGGUCGCUCGCCUCUGAAGCGAGCUGCCUGUAGGUGGCAGCGCUGUCGGAUCUGCAGCUGUAGGUGGCGGCACCGUCGCGCCGGUCGGCGCCCGCCACAGGCCAGUGUGUGAGCUCGUGGAGCGGGCCGAACAGCUGAGCGCGGGGCCGCUCAGCGCCGCUGGCCGUACGAGGCCGGCCUGUGCAGCAGUGUGCUAUCUUGCCGGCGGCCAGGAGGGCUGCCAUAUGAAGGAACUGUGUCCGUUGGAUAAGUGUUUCCCAGUGACGCGAUGUGUUGACAUUUAAAGGAAUUUUAUCAUGGUUGAUAGUGAACCGUCAUUUUAGUGUAAUGGUAUCAAUUAUCACCUGAUGAUUAUGUGCAUCAACCAGGGGCCAAACCACCUCACGCGAGUGCGUGUAUGUGCGCGAGUGUGCGAGUACAAUGGUGUGUAAUGUAUGACUGCUCGAGCGGGUGUGAUUGUUAUCGACAACAGCAGCUGAGUGUGAAAGUUAUGCUAUUGUGAUAUUUGUAAUCGCCAGCGCUAUCCAUCGGACCAAUUCAGAGGUCCGCUGUAGCUGAAAUGUGUAUAUUCAAUAAAUACGUGUCGCAUCUA